Messenger RNA from Psammomys obesus (fat sand rat), 3618 nucleotides. It is a transcript of the gene Dact1, whose product is annotated as dishevelled binding antagonist of beta catenin 1. The transcript has 4 exons. Gene Ontology annotation, cellular component: cytoplasm. The record is from RefSeq and is a predicted model, not a curated record. Bases 1 to 2448 code for a protein of 815 amino acids. Gene Ontology annotation, biological process: negative regulation of canonical Wnt signaling pathway; regulation of Wnt signaling pathway, planar cell polarity pathway; negative regulation of JNK cascade. NCBI's taxonomy places the organism in Eukaryota, Metazoa, Chordata, Mammalia, Rodentia, Muridae.
AUGAAGCCCGACGUGGCGCGCGAGCCCGAGCCGCCGACCCCCGUCCGGGGCGCGGAGCCCGAGGGGCGCUGGCGGGAGAGGGGCGAGGCGGACACGGAGCGGCAGCGCACCCGCGAGCGCCAGGAGGCCACGCUGGCGGGGCUGGCGGAGCUGGGCUACCUGCGGCAACGCCAGGAGCUGCUGGUGCGCGGCGCGCUGCGCUGCUCCGGGGCCGUGGGCGCCGCCGCGCCGCGCGCCGGGGAGCCGCGGGGGGACGCGGCGCAGCGCAGCCGCCUGGAGGAGAAGUUCCUGGAGGAGAACAUCUUGCUGCUGCGGAGGCAGUUGAACUGUUUGAGGAGAAGAGACGCUGGUUUGUUGAAUCAGUUGCAAGAACUUGACAAGCAGAUAAGUGACCUGAGACUGGAUGUUGAGAAGACCUCUGAGGAGCACCUGGAGACAGACAGCCGGCCUAGCUCAGGGUUUUAUGAGCUGAGUGAUGGGGCUUCGGGAUCCCUUUCUAAUUCCUCUAACUCCGUGUUCAGUGAAUGUUUGUCCAGUUGUCAUUCCAGCACCUGCUUUUGCAGCCCCUUGGAGACAGCCUUGACUAUCUCAGAUGGUUGCCCCAAAUCUGCAGAUCUCAUAGGAUGGCUGGAAUGUAAAGGUGGCCACUGUGAAGACCAGGCCUCAGGGGCAAUUUGCAGUUCCCCCUGCACACCACAAUUUAAUUCCCUUGAUGUCAUUGCAGAUGUGAAUCCUAAAUACCAGUGUGAUCUUGUGUCUAAAAAUGGGAAUGAUGUAUAUCGCUACCCGAGUCCACUGCAUGCUGUGGCUGUGCAGAGCCCAAUGUUUCUCCUUUGCCUGACGGGCAGCUCUCUAAGGGAAGAGGAGGGGCUUGGGAGCCAUGCCAGCGAUAUUUGCAUUGGAUCCGAACUGAAUGCCACCAAAACAGAUAGUUCCUUGCCAUCUCCGAGCAGUCUGUGGUCGGCUUCUCAUCCUUCCUCCAGUAAGAAAAUGGAUGGCUACAUUCUGAGCCUGGUCCAGAAGAAAACACACCCUGUAAGGACCAAUAAGCCCAGAACCAGUGUGAACGCUGAUCCUACCAAGGGGCUUUUGAGGAAUGGAAGUGUGUGUGUCAGGGCCCCUGGUGGUGUCCCACAGGGCAGUGGUUUGAACCUUAAGAAUACGAAACAGAUGUGUUUGCCCUCUGGGGGAAUACCUUCUUUGGAAAAUGGGCCGUUCUCCCCACCUAAGCAGAGGCCAAAAGAGUCAAAGACAGAGCAGUUAGAAAGCAAGAGGAUGGCUCUGCCGGAGGGCUGUUCGGCAGGCGCUACCAUAGAACCCCAAAGCAAGCACCUGCCCAAAACCACCAAGGCAGCCUCUCAAGAGCUCUCAAGGUGUCCGGUCGGGCUGGGGGAGUCCAUGAAGGAAAGCAACCAAGUCUCGGCUGUUUCUCCUAAAGCAAGUCCCGGCAGAAGCCCCGUCGUCCCGGCAGAGAGCAAAGCCCUGCAGCCCCAGAAAAAGGUGCCGCAGGAGAGCGGUCUACAGGCCUUGCCUGCGGUGAACAGGCCGGCCUUGGACUUCAGAAGCGAGGGAUCCUCUCAAAGCCUCGAGGAGGGGCAGCUGGUGAAAGCUCAGUUCAUCCCAGGGCAGCAUACAGGGGCCAGGCCUCACCGUGCACACAGGAACGCGGGGGUGGCAAGGAGCGCCACCUUGAAGGCCCGAGGCCUGGGCGCCCCGGAGCACGGCCUGCCCACCGUCAGGGAGAAACCGAGGGCCGCGGGCAAGAAGUGCCGUUUCCCUGACGACUCGGAUACAAAUAAGAAACUGAGGAAGGCCUCGUCUAAGGGCAGGCGCGGCGGAGGCCUGCCCGACACGGGCCUUCCCGGCAGGCCCCUGGGUGCCGGCGGCCAUAGGGCGGCCAGCAGGGCGCACGCGCACGGACGGGAGCCGGUGGUGGCCAAACCGAAGCACAAGCGAACCGACUACCGCCGGUGGAAGUCCUCGGCCGAGGUCUCCUACGAGGAGGCCCUGCGGCGGGCGCGGCGGGCUCGCCGGGAGCACGCGGGCGCCUACCCCGUGGCCGUGGCGCUGCCCUACGCCAGCCCCUACGCCUACGUGGCCAGCGACUCGGAGUACUCGGCCGAGUGCGAGUCGCUGUUCCACUCGACGGUGGUGGACACCAGCGAGGACGAGCAGAGCAACUACACCACCAACUGCUUCGGCGACAGCGAGUCCAGCGUGAGCGAGGGCGAGUUCGUGGGCGAGAGCACCACCACCAGCGACUCGGAGGAGAGCGGGGGCUUGAUCUGGUCCCAGUUUGUCCAGACUCUUCCCAUCCAAACGGUCCCCGCCCCAGACCUUCACACGCGGCCCACCAAAACCUUUGUCAAAAUCAAGGCUUCGCACAACCUCAAGAAGAAGAUCCUCCGCUUCCGGUCCGGCUCUUUGAAACUGAUGACGACCGUUUGAGGAGCUGAUGUAGCGAGUGUCUUCCCCUCCCCGCCAGUCUCUAAAAAAAAAAAAAAAGAAAAGAAAAGAAAAGAAAAAAAAGGGGGUGGUGUCUUAAUAUUUGUGUCAUACUUCAAUGGGAUACUUUCCUUUUUACUGGGAUAAACUCAAGAUAAAUUAUGUUUCGUCGUCAUGUAUGGACGCUAGUGCCUUUAAUGGAAGGUUGAAGGAUGUAUCGCUAGUUAGAAGUAAAUGUUGAUGGUCUUUAAUGGUGGUGAAUGAAGUUUUAUUAUCAGCGGUUUUUUUUCCCCGAUCGUCUGGCAAAGUGCAGGUUUGUGAUGUUCAGGUUUCAUUCCGAUGAGAAUUUUUGUUUCCAAGGUCGGUGGAUGGAAUUUUUAAGACGCGAACUCAAUCCUUGAUUCUUUAGAGCUGCAUCCCUGAAAGGGCUUCCCCAUUGAGGGGCAUUAUUUACAAUUGUGUAGAACAGGUAACAAACAAAACAAAACAGAAAAAAAAGGGUCAUUGCUUUUUGUAAGUUUUUAAAUAUAAUCAACACUUCUCAGAUGUCUCCCUAUCCAGUUUUUUUUCUCAGAAGUACGCUUUUUACUGGAUUUAGAAUUUCGUAGAGCGGACUGUAAAUCUGGAGGUGGCAGCCCGGAUAGGGAGACUGAUCGGACCUUAAAGGGAUUCACAGAAACCUUUGCCGCGUGUAGUGCCUCAGCCUUCGUUACAGGAACCCUUUCUUGGGCCACAUAUCCAGUAGUUUUUGAUGCCUUUCUCUCUGCUCCUAACUUGUAUCCGGUACUACUAUUUGUCCCUUAAAAGGUUUGCCUUUGGGAUAAAAUGUUCGUCCUUUGGUGCAAAGAAAUUCACCCUUAAAGGGCAUGCCUCCAAGCCCAGAAUUGCCCACCAAGCACUGUGCCGCCCAAGCACUGGCCUAAACAUUUAGUGCAUUCCAAUUCCCAUUGGACCACUGACGUAACUAGAAGGGCUUUAAAUUUUUAAAAACAGUUUUUGGUAAACAGAACUGUGUAAAAUAGAGUUCUUAAAAUACCAGUAUAUGCAUGUUUUGUGCAUGAGUAGUUAUUUGGAUUCCUGUUUUGAUAUCUCUGUUGUUGAAUUACUACUGUAUGAUAUAAACAGUAUGUGUUUUAUAUAUAUCAUUGUGUAAAUUUAAUAUAACACAUUAUA